CACUGUCCGUAGGGAUAUCGUCGUGGAUCGAUCGUUGUCGUCGUCGCGCUCACCGUCCGUCCGUCGGUUCAUUGUUGAUCGCGAUUCGCGUCUCGUGGUAUUAAACAUUUUCGAAACCUCGCCGCUCGGUUUAGUUUUCAACGAGUUUCUUUAUCGAUCGCUUGGUUUUGUGCGCGUGUCUUGUGUGCUUAAUGCCUGCCGCGUGUGGUCGUUUCUUUGACUAGUUGUUGGAGUAUCGCUGUUUUUUCUGUAUAUUUUUUUUGGGAGUUGCAAUUCCGGAUGCGUUGUGCGUUGUAUGCGUUCAACACUGCGCGGUCGUCUUUUUUCACCACGUUCGUUCGUGGAUUUGUGGUGAUAUGCGUGGCUGAUUCGGUGCGUGCUUGGAAAAUAUAUUUGGAAUUUGCGGAAAAGUGAAUUUUUGCAGCGCCGAGUACGGUUUUUCGAUCGGAGUGGAGUGAUUACGGAAGUGUUGGGUGGAGCGUAGCCUCCAGGGUCGUCGUCGGAUGAAAAGUGAAACCUAGGAGUUAACCGGGUCCCUCUUGGAUGGCGAAAGUGAUUCCGAUGACCUUUUAUCGUUCUCGGGAUAGUGCCGAUCGAAAUUAACCCAUUUAGGUGUGCAAUCUUCUUCGGAAAGUGUCAACCGCUAAAGGUGAACCGCGCAAUAUGAUCCAUCGGAAGAAAGUGCGCCUUUGAAAAGUUCACAAGCUGAGAGCAGAGAUUUGUUUGUGUACGGUUUCUGCGGCGGCUGCCAUCGAGCGCCAGCAAGUGAAAAGUGCAAUCGAAACUAGUUUUAGUCAGGUGGUGUGCAAGUGCCUUUCAAUCGUUGGACGUUUUUUUUGUUGUGAUCUGCGCGCGUCUAGACGCCAUUGCUUCUAUUGGAAGCCUCUCGGAGCAAGUGUUGUGGUGUGCCAUAGAAAAACGAAGAAACAAAAAAUAUAAAACGAGUUGGAAUACAAAACAACCAGUGAACAAACGAGUUCAUCCGACUAGCAGCAGCAGCAGCAGCAACCUUUGAGGAGAAACCGAUCGAUCGUCUGAACAAUUCUAGCGACGAACCACCGGGGAGAAACCCUUGGAAUCCAUCAACGAAGUAGUAACCAGGACAGAGGAGAUUGCUCUUUUUGUCCGGUUGUCCCCCAGUCUAGGGACCUCGAACACAUCACGAAACCGAAUUCAACAUCACCGAAACCAUGACCAGUAUACUCUCUACCCCGGGCAAGUAUCGCUCCCGGAAGGAUCUCAGUACCGGAUCGAUCCCCACCUUGGUCUCCCUGGAGGAGGAAUCUAGUCUUCACACAGUAACCGGUGCCGAAUCGGAACUUUCACACAGCUUCCACCAUCUACAUCCGCUAUCGUCACCCAACGGAACCACCGGAAGCAGUGCGACCAACGGAAGCUACGAAACGUUUUCCAAUGCAUUAAACAUCAAAAAUGGAAUCAGUGCCAAAUCGCCACGGCGAAGUUCACUCGCCAUAGGUCUCCUGGGAGGUCGCAACAACGGAAACGGUGACAAAGGCAACAAGCGGCGCAGUUCCAUUGCGGUGGCUUUCCUCGGCGGAGGUCGUCGUGACUCCAAAUCGCACAGUCACAACUACCCGAUCGCCACGAUCCCCGAAAAGUACCACAAAACGACCGAGUCGGACAUUGAAAACGACUCGCCCAGUCACUACUACACGGUCCCUGCGGGGAGUGUUGCCGCGAUCCUCGGCGGGGAGACCAACGGGGGUUCGUCCGAGUACAGCAACGGCAGCAAUGGAAACCUCACAGUAAACGGGUCCGGCUAUGACAAGAAACGGCGUCGUUCGUCCUCGUGGCAAACGAAACUGGAACGACGCCGCCGCAAGGGAAUGUCCUCGGCGCUAGACAAUGCGGAAGGCGCCGGCGGUAAUGGUCUGGAUGGUUUCGGUUCGGCGAACGGGCUCGAUGCCUUCACCAGCAAGUACGGUCGCGAGAAGCGACACUCGUGGUGGAACAUUUUCGUUCCGGAGAAUCUGAAGCAAAGGACCCGCCGAGCUAGUCAAGAUGUGAUACUGUCCAAAAGCUCGGACAGCCUCAGUCCACCCUAUCGAAGGAGCAAAUCGAGGAGCGUUGAUCAUGGAUUGGCUGCACCCUUCGAUCUAGACUCCCUGCGGUCCAAAGUGGAGGGCCGCUUCGAAAGCAUCGAUCGACUGACAAAAGAUGGCGAGAAGAAACGCUCGAUGCCGACGAUACCGACCACCUCGUACACAGUCGGUGACCGCGAUACGCUAACGUCGGUGGCGGCCCGCUUCGAUACCACACCGUCGGAGUUGACCCAGCUCAAUCGGCUGGGCAGUUCGUUCAUCUACUCCGGUCAGCAGCUGCUGGUGCCGGAUAAGACGGCCAAGGCGGGAUCCGUCGAUGGGGGCGAUUCCGAUGCCAGCACCGAACGGUCGUCGCACAGUCCCACCGAGGGUCGCCGCAAGGGAUCCAACGAAGAUCUGUCGCAGGAUGAGAAAGAUCUACUGGAAGGACUUCGUCCCGGUUCGCCCAAGCCGGGUCACAUCGAGCGCGUCGCCUCACCGAACAAUCAAAGUGGCGGGGGAGGCGGAGGAGACACGGCAGCAGGUUUCAACGACGAUGACCCGGUUACGAUCCAGCGUUUCCUCAAGAUCAACGUGCGGCACAUCACCGACGGCCAGGGUGUGGUCGGCGGUGUCCUGUUGGUCACCCCCAAUGCGGUCAUGUUCGAUCCGAACGUGUCCGAUCCGCUAGUCAUCGAGCAUGGGCCGGAAAGCUACGGCGUCAUUGCGCCCAUGGAGUACAUCGUGAAUGCCGCCAUCUUUAACGACAUUGCCCACAUGCGGGUGCAGGGUGCUACCGGGGGUAACGAAACGGCCGAGAAAGCCGAAAUCUACUACCCAGUGCCGGAGAAGUCCUGCUCGCGCUGCGACACCCAUUCACCCGGGAAGGACUCCCUCCUGGUGAAGGACGAAACCUUCCCGGAGCUGGGCGUUGGCUCGGUCGAAGGCUGUGACGAUCAGGAGAGUAUCUGCUCGAGCAACGAACGCGAAGGGGAUGCCUUCCCGAAGGCCUUCGAACGGGAUCUAGUCACGCCAAACAACCUCCAGCGGCUGCAUGGCGAUUCCACCGAGAGCGGUGGCAGUUCGGAGAAGCCUCCGUCGGCGGAACCACCCUACCUGAGCUACGAUCGGGACUCGCAAUCGCAGACUCCGAAUUCGCUGGACAACAGCAGCACCGGGGGACAGGAGCCGAGUGCCAAGGGUACCGACAAGACUGACAGCAGCAGUAAACCUAACAGCAGUAUUCUAGAGGACCCAACGGUUCGCACCUUGGAGGAUAGGAGACGAAGCUUGCUCGAUCAGCAUUGGGCCAUCCCCAGCAAAGAUAGAAUAAAAUGUAAUUGCAAUAAAACCUUAUCUCAAAGAUCGCUGGACGACGAGGAAGCCGCCAGCACCGGAAGCGGUGCCACGGCAACCUCUAGCGGAACAGCUCCGCCUGCCAUCGGAGGUGGUGCUGGAGUCGGAGGGGAUGACGUUGUGGCUGUCGGAGCCGGUGGUCAACUGGUGAAACAAUCUUGUCACGAUUCCGGAAUCGACAUCCGGGAUCCCAACACACUGCCAUCUAGUGGUGGAGCACCGGCAGCGGCGACGGCUGCUGGAGCUGCAGCUGCUGCGAAUCAAGCAGAAAUUCCGGUCGUAGCACCGAUUCCCACCAAAAAAGUCUACAGCGAUGCCGACAUUGUGCUCAGCGCCGAUUGGGUGCCUCCUCUGACUAUCGCCCCGACGCACUUUGUCGAUAGUUCGGCGAGAACCUCCUCAACCACCUCGUCGCAGCACAGUUCUCUGUCUACUACUCAGGCCGAAGCUGCCAGCCGGAAGAAGGCAUCUAGCGUGAGCUUCAGCGUGGAGGAACACGAUGGUCAAGGGGGCGGCUCCCAGAUGGACAAAGGUGGCGAAACCAAGAAGAAUAAGAUGCUAAAACGACUGUCCUACCCCCUGGCCUGGGUGGAAGGUUUGACCGGCGAAGGAGGCAGCACCACCCACAAAUCGGAUUCGAUCGAGUCCGCACCCAACACCGGAGAUUCCAAUCAAAGUGUAUUUUCCAAAGUUUUCUCGAGCUCCCCCAUCACGCUGGUGUCGGAACUGGGGGGCAAUUUGUUUUUGUCGAAGACCCCCUCGGAAGAUUCGGGUGGCUCGCCGGUGCCUCCGUUGACCCCGCAUGACGGUCACCACCAGUUGCACCACCAGCAGAGUGGUGGCAGCAGCAGCGGCGGCGGUGGAGGAGCCACCGCCUCGUCGAUCGGGCGCUCCUCGAUAGGCACCUUCAUCAGGCCACAGGCCGAAACCGGCUCCGCCACCAAGCAGAAGCAGGCACCACCAAAGCUGGACUACCGCUCGAUGGUUUCGAUUGACGACAUGCCAACACUGUUUGUUAGCUUCGACAUGAAGGCGCCAUUGUUUCCGCAACUAGAGAAACUUGAACUGAUCCCGCGACCGGCCCGUGCCUGUCCGGACCCACCAAUGUACCUGCGGUUGCGUAUGGGCCGCAAAAUCGGCAAGAACACCCCACUGCCGACCACGGUCAUGUCCUACGGCAAGAACAAACUGCGACCGGAGUAUUGGUUCAGCAUUCCCAAGAACAAGGUUGAUGAGCUGUAUCGAUUCUUGACUGCUUGGGUUCAGCAUCUGUACGGCGAAUUGGACGAGAAGGCCAUCAAGGAGCGUGGCUACGAGCUGAUCCAGAACGACACCGAUUGGGCAACCAAGGGAGGCAGUCCGACCAAGGACGGACGAUCUGCCAGCGAAGGUGAAAUCACCGAGUACACCCGAGAAUCGUGGGAGAUGCUGAAGGCUCCAUUUGUCAAGACCUACAAUAUUAUCAAAAGUCAAACCGGAUCCAACGAUUUGGAUGGUUGUGAGGUUCUGUCUAUGAGCACAGAUGACUACCGGAAGGCGACGCUGUUUGCAACCAGUUCCUUCGAUCAAGACUUCCAGAUUCCGGACUUGAUCGGCCAGACGGAGAUCCUCAGCGAGGAGCAUCGUGAAAAACUUUGCGCCCACCUGCCAGCACGUGCCGAGGGCUACUCGUGGUCCCUGGUGUUCAGCACUUCGUUGCACGGUUUCUCGCUGAACUCGCUGUACCGGAAGAUGCACAAGCUGGAAAGCCCCAUCCUGAUAGUCAUAGAAGACACGGACCACAACGUGUUUGGUGCCCUCACAUCCUGCUCGCUGCACGUGUCGGACCACUUCUACGGUACGGGCGAGUCGCUGCUGUACAAGUUUAACCCCCACUUCAAGGUAUUCCACUGGAGCGGGGAGAACCUCUACUUCAUCAAGGGCAACCCGGAGAGCCUGGCGAUCGGUGCCGGAGACGGAAAGUUCGGCCUCUGGCUGGACGGUGACCUGAAUCAGGGCCGAUCGCAGUACUGUAGCACCUACUCGAACGAACCACUGGCGCCACAGGAGGACUUUGUCAUCAAAACUCUCGAAUGCUGGGCAUUUGUCUAAACAAAAUAAAAACAAAAAACAAGGUGAACGAAAAAUAAAACGAGUGGCAACCCCUCCCUCUCCCGACGGCAGGGGACGAGCUGCGCAAGCUGUGGUGAGAUGUGCUGUCUUGAUAGGACACACACGGAUAUGCGGAAAACGAUGCGAGUGUGUGUGUGCGUGAGAAAGUUAGGAUGUUUGAGACCUUCGCAAGGGUGAGUGUGAUCGAGGCAAAAUCGCAUUGCUACAAUGGGCUGAGAUAGAAUUUAGUGCAUAAUUGAUAAGUAAUAUAUAUGUAAAUGUAAUUGUAACUGUAAAUCGAAAUUGCAGAAAUGAAGAAAGUAUAAAUCAAAUUUUAGAAAGAUGCUACUUUUAAGAUAAACACUAUAAUGAUGGAUUCUACAGCAAAACGGAAGAUUAUUAUGAAAUAAAAAUAAAGAAAGCAACAUAUAAACCAUUUACAAUGAGAAGAGAAUUUAUUAGUGCAACCGUAACUCACGUUUUGUGGAUAAAAACGGCAUGAGAGUCGGAUUGAAGGGUUGCACUCAAGGGGAGGAGUAAUAUGAAUUCUUAGCUUUAAGGAGAGAGCCUCCGCUAUAAAGUGGGGCCCGUUGUUAAGAAGAUAUAUAUUUAUAAACGAAAAGAGAGUAGCAAAAAUUAAAGAAUGCAAUCUAACUCUGGCGAGGAUGGUUCGUAAAUAUUUGUAGACGCCACCAGAGGGUGCAUUUGUGCUCCAAAGUGUUGCCAGAUUUACAGAAGAUACCCUCAUACAAACAUUUAUACUUUUGGCGGAGUCUCUCUCUUCCUCCGUUCUUCGUUCGCGAAGAUGGCCUACGGAGCAAAAACGAAGGCUGUCCGAGAGAGACUCUUCACUGUCCUCAAAGCAGAAUCCAACUCUUGUACACGCAUAUGUUGAUUAACCUCUCUAUAUAUUAGUGCAAAAUAACGAAUUAACAAAUGCAAAGUCACCGAAAGUAAUUACAGAGGAAUAAUAAAAGACAGCUUGCGCUGUAGCUUCGUAAUCACCCAUUAAACCAAGCAUAUAGUAAAAAAUAUAAUAAACGAAAUUAAACAAAAAACAACAUGAUGCUAAAAUAAAGAAGAAAAAACACAUGAUAAGGAUUGUGUUAGAAGUAAAAUGUUCAAACCUAGAGACUGCUUUUCAUUUGUUAAAAAAAUUGUUGUGACAAAAGUAGACAAAAAGUCAACGUAAAACACUUUAUCCCUCCCUAAAAUUUAAACACAAACACACCUACGCAAACACGCAAACACACAUCCUGAGAAAACACCGACUUCAGUUUUAAGAUUUUGCCACAAACAAUAUGUUGUUGCUUGCGAACAAGACGGUCACUCGUCGAGGCAGUCCUAUCCACACAUACACCUGCAUUGUAAAGUCACAUUUCUGUGCUGAUGGAAGAAAAAUCGGAUCGGAUCACCACACAAUGUUAGACAAUAAACAGUGAAAAAAAGCAGACAUUAAUGCAAUAAACACCCACAAACAGAACAUACAAACACGGAAACACGUAGACAUAAACAUUUUGCCAAUGCAUGUCAAUUCAAAAUUCGAUUGUAGAGAAAAUAAACAAAAGCAGCAUAAGCAGGGAGACAGUUCGAGACGAGCGAACCGGAAGUUAUCCGCGUGGUGUGGAGUUUGUCAGCGUAGUAAAGUGGUAAAAGUAAAGGGACAGCUGCAGGGUUUUGUUACUGGCGCAGCAUCGCUAUUCGAUAUUGAUAUUGUUUUGCUGCUAGGAUUCGUUAUUUACCUGUAUUGUUUUGUUUGGUUAAGCUCGUCCUGGAAUUAUACAUAUGACAGAGAAAUAUGAUAACACAGGUCCGCCCCCGAGGUGCGUAAGGCAUCCCGGGAGGGCUAAUCGUUCUUUCGCAGUAAACUGUAUGAAUCGAAACCCCCGAACGUGCACUUUCUUCGUGCUGUAGCUGUAAGCAUUGUUUUUAAUUUAUUACAUUUUUUUAUUUUUCUACAUCCAUAUUAUACUUAUACACGUCUUAUUUAUAUGUAAAAAAUAACUAUGCGAUGGAAGGAAAUGAUCAAUCCUUACGGAAGUCCCGAGUGUCAAUCAGUUACAAUGAAUCCAUAGAAUCGAACUUAUCAUGCCGGUACCCUCCACGAAAAAAACAAACACGCAGAAGCUACUUCAACACGAAUAACUAAACAGGCAGAGAACAGUUAGGAAUAGUCGUAACAUCCGUUCCAGCACCACCGGCUGGAACGGAAACAGAUAACAUCUUCUUUUUUUUCUGAUAGGCAUAUUAACACAAAAAAGGGAAAAACAUGUUGUAAUUCAUUAACACGUUUUACAUGUGAAAACUAUAGGUAAUAAAUGAAGCAAACAGUGAUUACAUCUAAAAUGCCAUUUGCAGCAA
Messenger RNA from Aedes albopictus (Asian tiger mosquito), 7850 nucleotides. It is a transcript of the gene mtd, whose product is annotated as TLD domain-containing protein 2. Gene Ontology annotation, cellular component: nucleus. NCBI's taxonomy places the organism in Eukaryota, Metazoa, Arthropoda, Insecta, Diptera, Culicidae. Gene Ontology annotation, biological process: response to oxidative stress. The coding region runs from base 1191 to 5489 and encodes 1432 amino acids. The transcript is spliced from 19 exons. The record is from RefSeq and is a predicted model, not a curated record.